GGCGCUUUCCCGUCGCGCUCACAAUCCGCCAACACCCAGACAUGUUCGUGCACAGCCCGACUUGAUGAGCAUCCUUCUCUCGUUUCUCCCUGUAUGAUCAUUUGAACAUACCACAUACCUCGAACUUGACGCAUAUCUUGCACAAGUAUGCCACCACGAUCCGACGCAAAGAAACCUUCUGGAGGAAGGCCUACUCCCAAACGGCUCUGGUCGCUAGACCAUCUCCGGAGAGACCGUAGCAGUUCAGGUUCAGGGACGGAUGAGGCGGAUAUACAGGCAGACAAGAACCCGUUUCGCGCUAGACAAGCUGAGAAGACGAUCCUAGAGCACCUUGACGACCCGUUCAUUGACCAAGCCCAAUACUCUGGCCGGGAGCUAGUUACUUCUCCUGAACUCCUAGAUGGACCUGAAUCUGUAUUCAGACUCUCGGCUUCCAAGAUCGCUCCUCCUGCUCUUGACCUUGGUAGGUCCGGCGCCGUCGCUUCCGGAGGAUUACCACCUCCAUCCCCGUCUAGGCGUCGCUGGGAAACAAUUCGACACCAUGUCAUGCCACCAGCCUCUUCUCCGCCUCCGGAUUCCUCGUCCACACCUGACCGGCCAUCUACCCCAAAGCUUGGCCUGUUCACGAACAGGAAAGCUUUCCAGAAGGUGGUAGAGACUGCUCAGACGCAGUCUCAUCUCGACAGCAGGAGGCUCUCGGACGCGCUGUGGAAGGCAUGCUGGGCUGCGCACGUACCGCAUAAACCACGUCCAGAGCGCGAGGGAACAUUAGGCGCACUCGGAAACCUGGGCAACGUCAACCUCCCCUCGAUGGGCUCCUCGUUACAUUUGCCCUUCAUGACAUCUACGACCUCUUUGCAGAUACCAGGAACCGCAACCUCCUCACUUAUCAGCUUUCCCAACAGCCUCAAGAACAACGCAAUACGACGUCCGCAGUCUACGACGUCUCUGGCUACCGCUGCCGGUCCUGUAUCCGCCGUGAGCAAACUGGUGCAAGCACUUGCGUCUACGAGUUCUGCGAAUCGGCCCCGUCAACUUCCCCACGAAUCUUUCGUUCUGUCGGCUUUGUUGAUGCCAUUUACGAAAAUUGGUCACUCCAGCCAAGAUGAAGAGCAAAGUGUUGCUGUUGAAACCUUCGAAUCCAUCCAUAGAUCAUGGGCGGCCCCUACGGUCCAGGCAGAACUAGAGCGGUGUAUCUGGUGCUGCAAAGCGGCCUCCAUCCCAUCAGCAUCCAAGAUGCGUAUCCUGGGCACGCUCUCUGCUAUCCUGUUUUCUCGAGGCCGUUCGUUUGUAGCAGAUAGUCCAAUGGUCCUUCAAACCUUGCUCCGAGCUCUCUUUUCGCUGCAAUACAACCUCAUUGCCUCUCAAUCUGCGGCGGCAGAAGUUCAAUCAAUAGCUGGAUAUAUCUCUGCCAUACAGACUGGAAGCUGCGGACAGUUGAUCCCUACGUCUGUCGAGAAGGAGUUUGGAAUACCGCUUUCGGACAAUGACAAUGAGGCCGUUGUGCGAGAAGCAGUCAUUACUGAAGGUGUAGUCUCAUGUAUUGAGACUGGCCCGGCUGAUGGUCGUCGAUGGGCUAUGCUCACGGUAGCUAACUAUUGGCCUGCUCCUGAGCCGAAUGUAAGCUUCACUCCCUUGUUGGCUUGCAUACAUUGGCGCAAGUUGAAGCGCUUCCUUUCGACUUCUCUCUUCUUGCUCUCAGAGCCCUCACAAGACAUGGGCAGAUAUGCUGAAGUAAUGAUCACUCUAAUUCGCACGCGCAUUAUGCCAGAAAUCGAUGGACUAUCUGAAGAGGAUGCGCCUGAGAUACGAAGCAAAGCCAUUCAGCUAGUUUUGGAACUUAUAUGUCUUGGUGCCGAUGACGGCGAGGAAUACCUGCUGAUGCGACUAUGCGACUGGUACCAAAAGGACAAGACGUGGAAAGGGAGCAUAGAAGCUGCCCUCGAGGAGAUUAUCGCCCAGUCGGAAUGGCUUAGUACACUGCGUGUGAUCCCCACGCUCGUCUCAGUGCUUCCUAAUGAGCUUCAAGCAUCCAUCUUGGCAUUCGUACUGCCUGCUAUGCACAAGCGUCUUGUCAAUGAUCCUCCCGAACUCCCCAACCCCGCCUUGUCUCAAUUUUUGGACAGCACCUCGCGUCUGUUCCCUAAGAUCUUCUACAAGCCAUUGUUCAUAUGUGCAGCCGCGAACAAGGAUGUCACGGUCGUGAACCAACUCUGCACCCUCAAUGCUCUGUCGAAGCUUGUCCCUGAUAUCCUCACAAGGGAUGCCGAGAUGAUGUCUGUUGCGCUGGUCAGCGAUACUGCAACCGUGUCACAAUCCACGUCUACCGAUGACGAUCGACGACGGGGCGUACCACGUAUCGGUCAGGCGGCACUUCUCAUCGAGCUCAUUGAACGCCUUCGCCAAGUACACUCCGUGAAGGACAUGGGUCUCACGGCUGCACAUGUCAAGUUUGCGUCAGCUUUGGAAGCUCGCUUAGGUAUGGCCAUCGAGGAAAAGGAAAAGAGCAUGGAUAUCGCGCUUUCCCACAGACUAUUGUUUUGUGCUUUGUUCCGUGAGAUCAGGCUGUUAACUCGAAGCUUGAAGUCCGCGACGUGGCUCUCAUCUGUCGUUGAAUGGACUCUGUACUUGGAAGAGAUGUCGCGGCUAGACGAUGCCUACCGCGAAGUCACUGACACGAUGCGCCGGUUAGAACUAGUUUAUGGCCAGGCCGAAGACAAUACACAGCGCAAUCACAAGCGCAGACCUACAGUUUUCUCGCCUCUAUCAGCUGAGAUGAAGACAGCUGAAUAUCAGGAGCCAAAGUCUGCCUCACUAGAACACUUUAGAGCCAAGAUAAAGCUGGCCUCUACAAUACCAAAGUCGGUCAAGCAGACAGCACUAGAUCUCCUGGUGGCAAUGUCCGCGAUGCUCGAAGCGGACCAUUACGAACGGCUGGGGCCAAUGUUAUGGAACGAAUGCUUGCUUGCCGUUGACGAAGUCACACCUGCGGCUGGAUGCUUUCUCUUCAUGCAGUACGCUGAGAAGAGGCCGAUUGAUUGUGCGAAGCUCAUGAAAGAUGCAAUGAUAAGUCCUGAUCCUGUGAAGCGACGUACCGCCUUGGAGAAGUUUGCUGUCCUUUCGACCUGGCGCUACCAAAUUCUCUCUCAAGAGGUCGUCCUUGACCGAAAUCACCGCCGCCCGUUCAAGCUGCAGCGUCCACCUGUACUCUUUGUCGCGACUGAUAUUGGGUCCAGCCUUUUCAUUUACGAGGACGAUAAUGAGGAGUACCGAGACAUACACGGACAUGUCAUGCCUCUCGAGCUGCGAAGACGUCUCUCUGAGAUUGGAUGGGCUCAGGAAGAUCGUCCGAUCGACCCGCGGAUGCAGCGCAUCAAGACUCCGAUGACUCUCCUACCCAGUCAACAAUUUGAACGGCUUGACUCCACGUCGCAAGAGGGUGUUACAAGCUCCGAGUCUCACUCGCAUGAUGUUAGCCCCGAGCCUUCCCCCAAGUCAUCGCCGGCGAGCAGUCCGAUCAGUAGGAGAGACUCCAACGCGAGUACGAGGCAAAGCACGAGGCGACGCCCUGUUUUUGUGCCAACAUUGGUCGCAUUGUUUCCGCGGAUAUCUGUGAUGCUCGCAGACGAGGACUUCGUGGUAGCGAACCUCGCACGGGACAUCCUCAUGGACUUCAUGCGGGAUGAUCCUACCCUCGUCGCACGAGAAGUUUUUCAGAUUAUCUCAGGCAACGAUCAAGACGUUUCCACCGCUAUCUCGACCCUUAGGGCCUUCUUGCAUAUCCGGAAUGUAUUGCCUCCCGCCAUGUCACACUAUAUCUUCAACCAUGUUACCGGAUUUCUGAAGACGUCCGUGAAGCAGAUAGGCUCGGCGGAUCCCUUGCGAGCGUUCGCGUACGCAGUGCCUAUCCUGGCAAAGCUCGUUACUCAAGUCUCGAAGUUGUCUAUUCGCGAGGUUCGUCGUGCAAAAGUCGAUCCGUUCAUGAUGCCGACCGGUUCCCUCUGGUUCCUCCCAAACGCCCCCGUCACUUCUCUGUUUCCCAAAUCUCUGGAAGCGAGUGGCAUGCACCCAUUUUCGGAAGUCCCUCCCAAUCUCGUCUGGAUCACCAUGAUCCGGACGUCCCAGAAUAUGCUUUUCCUGAGCAUGCUAAAGCGCAACCCCCAAGAUAUCAAGACUAUUCGGAAGAAUAUGUCUGACUUCGAACUUCCAGCUCUUAAUCCUGACGGUAUCGCGCCGACUCUGUCGCUGCAAGAUAUGUUCCCUCACCGACGACGUCUUCAACGAGGCCCGCGCUCGAAAGCGCAAAUUACGCUCACGUCUCUUUCGCUAACGUUGUCGCGGAGCUAUUUGCUAUUGCUCGAGCAGGUAUUCCAGUGCAUGUCUCGCCACCUAAGCGAUCGAGAGGAACUCGCUCUAUUUAUUGGCGGUCUCGUACGAAUUUUGCUCGUCCAUGGCGACGACAUAGGAAUCGCACGUUAUGACUGUCUACUUCUCAUCUGUCAUGCUUACAUCCUGUAUUUAGCCCUGAUGACGGCAGCAACUCGCUUUAAGCGGCUGUUUAUCUCGGGUGGCGGGUACACGCUGUUCAUGCCUGCCGUGUUCAAAACUUUUGUCGAGGCGGAGGAACAUCCUAACAUUAGGCGUGCUAUACUGUAUGCCACUAACCGCUUCUAUGCCCUGCACCAAGAGUCGUUCAUAUUCCAGUCUUUCGAUGCUAUUGCGCCGAUUCUUGCGGUUCCGGAAGUCGACGGAGAGUGGGUCGCUCCAAGCAUAUUCGGACUGUUCUCGAGCCUCAAGAACGGCUUCGCCCCUGGCACCCCAGACGCUGCUGGCAUCCAUGAUAUGAAUCGGGCACAGGAACGGGAGGCUUUGAUCAUGACAAUAGCGGAAGAAGUGCCCCAAACCUUUAUGGCCUCCAUCAAGCGCAGUGCCGCCAAGGAUGAUAAAUCGCUCGCAAUGACCAUUCCGGAAGAAUACGAAGGAAAGCGGCUGAAGUUGGACGACCUCAUUAAGCUCUUCCUGACGGUCAUCGCACAUAACCCUGCCAGUCCACGCGCCGAAUAUUUUCUGCGGUCCCUUCGACUGCUCACGCCUCACAUGCACGACACGACAAGAUCUGUGCAGACUGUCCUGCGUGGAGGCAUUCUCGCUUUGGGUAGUAUUCUAUCGAACAAGGUGCUCACUAGGCAGCCCAAAGAGGCCUCAAAGGAGAAGUCAGUAGACGAAGCCAAGUAUGAGGCUCUUGCGGAUGCGGCCCCUUCCAAGAUUGGUGACGGUCAAGCUUCCGGCCAAAGCGACUUCCUGGCUAUGCGCCUGGAAUAUCUUCUAUUGGUUACUGCCUUUACCAAAGCAGGUGGUCAUAUUGGCAAUCCCCAAUCACUCACCUCUCGCGUCUUGGAGAUCAUCAAGAUUGUUCUUCGGGAUUCGAAGACCAGCGGCGAGAAGGUCUCAUUAUUCCUCGCCAAUUUCGUCCACUCAGCACUGAUGCGCAAGAACGCGCCAAGCCUAAAAGAAGCUACAGCAAUUGUUGAAGCAUUUGUACCCUUGACAAGUUCGUAUAUGGCUGCGUCCGUGGACUUCUCUAGGCUGUACACAGUUCUCUCCGAGCUCAUGGACAAUCCGGUUCUCGGUUGUGACUUGGGGUUCUCCAAGCUCAUCGUCUCACAGUUCUGUCGUCUCGGCCUGGACGCAUGUGAGGCUGCAGCGUCGGAGGACUUUCUGUUCACCUUUCCCCUUCGCGAAGCUCUCGUGAAGCUUCUUGUGAGUUCUGUCGCCAAUUGCGGUUCUGAAGUCAUGUCGGAGCUCGAGAAACAGCCUCUCAGCCAUAACUUCCUAGCGGGCAUCAUCUUACCGAUGGCAUUAAUGCUGAAGACGUCAACGGAUAUCAUGGAGCGGGGCCAGUGGAAGGACAGCUGGCAACGCGAUGCCUAUUCCAAAGUCUGGUUGCGCCUUCUGGCUCUCGUACUCGGGGUGCUCAAGGGUGACCAGAUGGUGGCAGACCCCGCAGCAGCCGCAGCAGAUCGUCGCAAGUCAUCUGGCGACCCGGCCUCAAAAGCGCAGUCCUUUGCUUCUGUUAAAGCGUUCAGCAUUGCGUUGCAGGUUCUCAAGAUUAUCGUCGUACGUGCACAAGACGACAUAUCAGUAGCGUUCCCUGGGGUCUGGAUCCAUGUUGCGGGCGUACUGAAGACUGUACUGGAGAACGGCAAUGCGAUGUUUGCGUUCAGCUUCCGCGACAUUUCGGAGCCACCAUCACCGGCAUUCUCUCCGCGUAUCGGCUCCUUUGAGCGGCAGCAACCAUUUUCCACGUUUGCCUCCAGUAACUCAAUACACUCGCGAAGACGCUUAUCCCCCCCGCGGAUGAUUGACUAUCUUACCUGGUCAUUCGUCCAAUGGCUCUGGCUCAGACGUAGCCCUCUCAUGCUGCAGAUGCGCAUCUUUAUUCAGGAACGCGUGGCGAACCUAUCAAACGAACUGCGACAGCAGGGCUCGCAAUCUAUCAGUGCGGUAACCAGCACGAGCCGCCGUAGCCAACGCUACUCAACAAUUUUCUCUAAGCCCCGUAAAAGCAUGCUCGGCGGCUACAGUCCAUCCAAUUCAGCCACAUCAACGCCGCGCGCGUCGGCUCUUCUUCAAGGCUCUGUCUCGCUGCCUGUUUUCAGUGACUUCACCUCACCCAAGCUUACGGCUUCGCAUAGUCUGGACCCUUCGCGACAGGCAGGGUAUGCCCGCAUGCCCAGUCCCAUUUCUCCCUCCGGACGUACCUCCCAAGACUCCCUCGGCCCCAAGAUCGUGCAUCUUGGCCCGGUCAACCCAUAUACGGCGCCAGGUGUGCCGCGGCCCUCAUUCGACGUCCGCCCCGACACCAGCAGCACAUCACUACUCGCGAAGGAGAUGAUAGUGCGCUCUCCUGGUCUUGUCAUGAUGACCUACCGCCGCAUCCGGCUCGUCCAGAAGCUCAUGGGCUACUCGGAGCUCUUACCGAUGGGUGGCUCGCAAUUCUACGCGAGCAUUGAAGAAGCUGAGGGCGACCUAGACGCGGAUAUUCGCGUGUGGAGCCAGAGGGACGCUAUCGACGCGGUUGUCGAGGAGACGAGGGAGCUGCUGGAUGAGUUCAGGGAGAGCUUCGGGGAUGUUGGGGAUGAGAGUUUGGUCAUGGUGGACUCACAGCUAACAUUAAUUCAGGACCAGAUGUAGAGCGUGUUAGAAGACAUGAUUAACUGAAACGCUUAGCUAGCCUGUACGAUAUACAGAUCGAGGGAGGCGAUUAAUGUUAUAUUAUAAGCUAUUUGUAAGCCCACCCAACGAGC
This is a messenger RNA of Phanerochaete carnosa HHB-10118-sp, 7307 nucleotides long. RefSeq lists its product as uncharacterized. Gene Ontology annotation, biological process: monoatomic cation homeostasis. Gene Ontology annotation, cellular component: cation channel complex; axon. NCBI's taxonomy places the organism in Eukaryota, Fungi, Basidiomycota, Agaricomycetes, Polyporales, Phanerochaetaceae. The coding region runs from base 148 to 7194 and encodes 2348 amino acids. Gene Ontology annotation, molecular function: monoatomic cation channel activity. The transcript has 12 exons. The record is from RefSeq and is a predicted model, not a curated record.